Messenger RNA from Bactrocera neohumeralis, 8393 nucleotides. RefSeq names its product sodium/hydrogen exchanger 6 (gene Nhe3). The transcript has 15 exons. The coding region runs from base 335 to 2710 and encodes 791 amino acids. Gene Ontology annotation, molecular function: sodium:proton antiporter activity. The record is from RefSeq and is a predicted model, not a curated record. Lineage: Eukaryota; Metazoa; Arthropoda; Insecta; Diptera; Tephritidae. Gene Ontology annotation, cellular component: membrane; recycling endosome. Gene Ontology annotation, biological process: proton transmembrane transport; regulation of pH; sodium ion transport.
GAAAAAGCUGACAUUGUCAAAGCUCAGAAUAAAGUCAAAAGCAUAAUAGAAAAGACACAUACGAAUGUCCAGAACGAAGGAUUUCAUUUCUGAAUUGGAUUUGCGUAGAACAUUCGACUGAGUAAUCGCGUAAAAACGAAAACAAAAUUGUGAUAUUUGUUGUGAAUAACUAAAAAUAUAAACAUUUCAAAGAAUUGUGUAGAAGAAAUUUUUGUGAAAUAUAAUUACAUAAAUUGCGCAAAAGGGGGCUAGGUGUGGGUGGCGAAAUUCGAAAAUUCGUCGACUCAUAUCCAAAACCUCUACAAGCAGAGAAUAAAAAAAUCGAUUUCUGACUAUGGCGUAUGGUCAAAAAGUAUAUAAUCCUGUGGCAAUAAAAAUGGCAAAACCAUGCCACCAUAAGAAGUGUGCUAAAGGCGCAACAGCACCGCUUCAUAGAAAAAAUACACAUCGAAAUAAUUUUUUACGAAAUAGUUUCUCAUUGGGCAACAGCAACAGCAAAGACAGUGCUGAUGUUGAUAGCGGUGGAGAAGUCGGUCACAUUUGGUUUGGUAAUGACCGCUUAUCAAACGUAAUUUACACGUUUCUACUAUUAGCAGCACUAACGCAUACCGCCAAUGCAACGGCAACGGAUAUUGCGCUGGACGCAAAGGCCACACUAACACAUAGAAUUGAUAGUCUUAAUCUGUUGGUAUAUACCUUUUUGCUGACGCUAACUGUACUGACUAUUUGGCUGUUCAAGCAUCACCGUGUUUCCUGGUUACACGAAACUGGUCUUGCCGUUAUUUAUGGACUGAUUGUUGGCGCUGUUAUACGCUAUGCCGGCACUUCGACGCCACUUGUGCACUUGGAAGUUGAUCCAGCAGGUGAUCCAAAAUUUAAUCAAUCUUUGCCACCCGAUACGUUAUGGAUGAAGUUUCCCGGCAAAUUGGCACCUAAUACCACCGAUAAAGAUCCCAUACCGAAUAAGACAUAUGCAUAUGUUUUUCGCGGCAUUGUAUACGAUGUGGAUGAGAAUGAAAUCGAUUUGAAGGCCACAUUUGAUCCGGAAAUUUUCUUCAACAUAAUACUACCGCCAAUAAUAUUUCAUGCCGGUUAUAGUCUCAAAAAAAAAUACUUUUUUCGCAAUUUGGGCGCAAUUUUGAUGUUCGCCAUAUUGGGCACGACUCUAUCAUCGUUCCUAAUCGGCGCUAUUAUGUACGGCUGUGUGAAACUAAUGCCAGAGUAUUUGAGUAGUAGUUUCACAUUCCUGGACACGCUGUAUUUUGGAGCCUUGAUAUCACCAACAGAUCCACUAACAAUAUUAGCAAUAUUCCAUGAUUUGCAUGUGGACGUAAAUUUAUAUGCGCUGGUUUUUGGUGAAUCUGUACUUAACGAUGCAGUGGCCAUUGUGCUGAGCGGCGCUAUACAAAAUUAUGGCGAACAUUAUUCGAGCACAGGAGGUUUCGAAACAAACGCCUUCUUCAGAUCAUUGAGCGAUUUCUUUUGUAUUUUUAUGCUGUCGUUAUUGAUUGGCGCAACAAUGGGCUGUUUUACGGCAUUGAUAUCUAAGUUUACACGCGUACGUGAAUUCCCGUUGCUCGAAUCUGCGCUCUUUGUGCUUAUGUCGUACAGUACUUUCCUUAUUGCGGAAGCUUCGGAAUUGACUGGCGUAGUGGCUGUGCUAUUCUGUGGUAUUUGCCAAGCGCAUUAUACCUAUAACAAUCUUUCGGAGAAUUCGCGCACACGCACAAAGGAAAUAUUCGAAUUAUUGAAUUUCUUGGCGGAAAAUUUCAUCUUUUCAUAUAUUGGCGUUUCAAUGUUCACCUUUCCGAAACAUCAUUUCGAUGCUGUCUUCAUUAUAACUGGUUUUGUCACUGCUGCUAUUGGACGCGCCGUUAACAUCUAUCCGCUAUCUUGGCUGUUAAACUUGAACCGUAAACCGAAAAUUUCGUCGAAUUUCCAGCACAUGCUUUUCUUUGCAGGCUUGCGCGGUGCCAUGUCCUUUGCCUUGGCCAUACGCAACACCGUUUCAGAGGCACGUCAAACUAUGUUGACUGCAACCUCGUUAAUUGUGAUUUUUACGGUCGUCAUACAAGGUGGCGCAUCUAAUUUUUUGCUUAAUUGGCUUAAAAUACCUGUUGGUGUUGAUGAAGAGACUGAACAGCUAAAUAAUUAUCGCGUACGCAGUGUUUAUAAUUCAAUGGAAAAUACAGCGGCUGCGUCAAUCGAUACCGGACUCAAUUUGGGCCAGCUGCCUAUGUCGCGUCGGCGCAGCUCCUUGUCUGAUGCAUAUUUGCAGGAUGUCGACGUGGACGUUGAGGGAGCUGGUGGUAUUGGCGAUGCCGGCGCACAGACAGCCAUGAAUGUCAAACGCAAUGAGAAGGCAUUUUUGGCAAGAAUAUGGGGAAAUUUCGAUACCAAAUAUAUGAAGCCGCUGUUGACGCAUUCACGUCCAACGCUGCUCGAAACAUUGCCCGUAUGUUGUAAUCCCGUGGCGCGCUUACUCACCACAACCGAGCAACUUACACAGGACGGGGGCGGUUUGCGGCGCUCCGACUCGGAUUCGGAUAUUUGCAUUGAUGAUGAGAAUUUCGGUGCAUCUUCAACGAAUGGCGCAGCAGGUGGCUUAAAUGGCGGCAGCGGUAGUGGUAGUGGCGGCUCAGCCGGCAUGGGUCCACGUCGCAACUCGAUCAAUCGUAGUGAGAACGAUCUCCGUACUCAUCACAUAUAAGAACAAAAACACAUGUAGUUGUUAAUAGCAACAAAAAGAGCGAGAGAGAGAGAGAGAGAAAAAAAUAUUUGCUUUCUCAUUAGUUAUUUGUACACAAACUCCUUUGGGUGUUAACAAAAUCAUAUGUGUUUAGCUUGAAUUUGGGUUUCUGCACUUAUUUGUUCUCAAGCACCACAUCAAAUUUCUAGUUAUACUCAAAUUAAACUAUUGGCUAAAAUAUUUUAUCCACCUAUUACUAUUUAUUUAUUAUUAAGAUGUUAUUCAUUACAUAAUUUACAUAUUUAUUCAUAUAUAUACACGUACAUUGUGUGGAAAAGAGUAUGAAAGACAAUUUCAAAAGUAAAAUAAUAUUUUGACAUAUACAUGCAUACAUAAUAUAUAUUUAUUUAUAUAUGUAUAUGUUCUGAAUUGUGAUUUAUUUACUAUUUAAAUUUAAACUUAUAUUACUUGUAUUUACUCUUAGACUUGUUUGAAUUUAAUUAAUUUUAAAUGUUUAAUUGUAGAAAAAUUAAAGAACAAAAAUUGUAGUAAAUUUUAAGUGGGGUUCACAUACAACUUUAGAGAAUUUCGCAAUAAAUGUUGAUCAGUUGAUUUUAAAAUUAAUUUUUGGGCUACUAACUUUGUGACUCACAAUACAUAUGUACAUAUAUAAACACGGAACAGUUAGUCCAUAUUUUUACAAGUGACGUAUUACACUGGUCUACAGUAAUUUUGUUGCCCAGUUUUAAGAUUAAGAUCGAUGAUCGAGUUUUCGUUAUUUUUAAAUCUUUAUUUUAUUUUUUACAUCACAAAAAUCAGAAAACAUGAUCAAAAAUUAGAGUUAUAUGUAAGGAUUCAUUGAAGGUAACAGAGAGACAAAUAUAGAAAAUACAUUUUAUAUUUCAAUAAAUCGCCCUUUAAGAGCAUUUCUUUUAUACAUUUCAUUUGAAAAUUUUUUUAGGGACCAGAAGUAAUCUGCCACCAUGUGACGAUCUCAGCAACCUUGCUACCUUUUUUUCAUCACUUUUGGGUCCUGAUUAGAUUAGAUUGAUAAACGAGGAAUGCACCGCGACAUUAGGUCUAUUAUACCCUCUCCUAAAUCACAUAUUAAUAAAGUUCAAUAUACUGCUAGGUGCUAGCGAAGCAAUGUGAUCCCUAUUUGGAAACAUGGAUCCAAGGACCUUCAUGUGACGAUCUCAGCAACUUUGCUACCUUUCUUCCAUCACUUUUGGGUCCUGAUGGUAGGGCUUCUCUCUGUUCUUCAUUAUAAUUUCUUAAAUUAUCCGAAAAAAUUUCCAGAUGAUUGCGGAGAUAGUUUAUAUUGAUUGAUUGUCAUAUUUGCAAUUAGAGUCUGUUUUAUGUUUGCCUAGGAAAUUUUCGACGGUGAACUCUAAACUUUUCCAAGCUUCACGUUCCGGAACAGUUAUAACUUUGAUAAAAUCUGUAUCUUUAAUGAAUUUAAACUAUAUAAUCUUCCGUAUUUUAAGCAUAUUUUCGAUAAGGAAACUGAGAAUGGGGGUCACGUGAUGCUUGUAUACGCGAAAAAAGAGCGCAAAACCCUAAACAUUACUGGAAAAAUAAUAAUAAUUACUAAUAAGCCGAUAAAACUGGUUUACAGCCAUUUUACGAGUGUGAUGUCAUAGACUUUUUUUCUAAACCGAAAACGAAAUUUCCUAAUCGAGAUGUAGGGGUCAAGUACCAAUUGGCAAUAGAUGUAAAAUUAGCUUAAAAGCAUAUUUCAGUCGAGAUACAGGUCAUACUUGCCAUUCAGUUAAGUAAAUAGGUUGGAAUUUCGUUGGAAUUUUUACCUUUUCGAUAAUAUAGAAGAUAGAUAGAAAUAGUGUGCUUUUGAGGCGAUGUGAUCCCAAUUCAGAUACCUAGGCCCAAAGGCUUUGAUUCUGCGUCUACAAACUGCCGUAUAGUCUAGCAUCAGAGGCUCGGGAGUUUCAGGCUCCAUGUCGUAGAACCGGCAGUUUGGACAAGCGGCUAUACUCAUAUUAAAUAUUUGCUUCUUUAGAUCACUGUGCCCUGUGUAAAAUGCAGCAAGUAACCGCAAUUUUUCUCUCGUGAAUUUGAGUACACUUUUAAGCCUAGUCACGUUGUAACCAGCCGUCAAAAACUUUUUGAGCUAUUGCCAAUACUUUCUUUGUUCACUUUCUCCUCCUUGUGGAGUAGCUCUGUCAUGGUAUAAAGAUCAAUCGCAACACAUAAUUCCGGUCCUACAAUUCUAGUAGCAGCUGCAGAGUGGGAAAGCUCGCCAACCAGUUCAUUAUCGGCUAUAUACUUGUGACCUGGCCCCCAGAUGAGGUUGGUAACGAAUAAUGAAGUUAUUAACCCGCUCUAUACACUGCGACAACUGCACCAAUGCUUUCCGACGUUUUCGAGCCGUCAGUGUACCACUUAAUAGUGCUAUCCCUUAACGUGGAGCUAUUCCAUUCAGCCUUACCUUUUGGUAAAGCUGUCGCUCGGGAAAAGAACCAGUGAUGUUUCAUCACUUAAGGUCUUCAUUUGCUGGGACGAGACUACCUUAAAUUUGUCAAACCCUUCUUUGGUUAUUUGAAGCAUUGUAUGUUUAGCUGUAUGAUUGAUUUCGGUCCACCUGAUAACCCUUGACUUGCAGAACCAGGAUUUCCCAACCAGGCGAUUACAUACCAUGAGUGCUUUUGUGGCUUUGAUCGUGGUCUGUUUCCACCGAAGAGUGAGACCCAAAUAUUUGAGCUCAUAAGCCAAUUUUUUGUCGUGCCGAGACGAAUUUUAUCAUCCCCUACAAUGGUCUCAGCUAUCCUAGUGCCAAGUGACCUCUAACCAUUUGCUUACUCGUGCUGCCACAUUUCUUUUUUCUAGUGCUUUUGCCACACUUGCAUGAGACGCAUUGUCAAAAGCUGCUUCGAUAUGUAAGAAGGCGCAUGACAUCACCUCCCCAUAGUCAAGUUAACUUUGAAUUUCCGCGGUUAAUAGAUACAAAGUAGAAUUAGCUGACCUACCUGCUCUGUAAGCAUAAUGAUUACCAUGUAAGAGUGCGAUCUUCAGCGCUGUCGACCUUAUUUCGCGAUCUAUAAAAUUUUUGUCGAUAAUAUAGAUCCUUAGUCUAUUUAGCGCCAGGUUUAACCGGAGAAAUAUUUUCUGUUGGUAUCUACUUUAUUGUGAUCUAUCCAUAUUUACUUAAUGAUUAACGGUGACAACACCACUGCAGAUUUAUGUAAGUCGGUUUUGAGUUUAAAUAUUUAUGUGAACAGCGCUUUCUCCAUUUACGGAACUUAUCGUGAAAUUCUAGCAGAAGAACCAGAUUUUGAACGAUCUCAACACUCAACUUCACAUUUCCUUGUGAACUAAUGUUAGAAUUAAUGUUUAUGAUUAGGAAAUUCUAAAGUCAUGGUUCCGUCACUUGUUUACCCCUGUGUGAAUCUGUUAUAUGAUUUUUAAUUUUUUUUAGAGGGUCAUUGAAAUAUUAAAAGUUAUAGCAUGUAGAAAAACUCGUAAUAUUAUAAUGGCCCACUAAAAAAUUAAGAUAUUAUAUGACAGAUUCAGUGUUUAGUAAAAGAUACUAAAUUGAAAAGCAAUUUAUUUAUUUUAAUAUUCCCACAAAAAUUAUUUUAGAUAGAGAGAAUUGAUUUAUUUAUUACUAUUAUUUGUUUUUAUUUCUUCGAAGCCGUCUUUUUUAUGAAGACACAAUUCAUCUUCUUUUUUUCUACGCUUCAGGGGCACACUUAGUGUGACAACCUGAAAAAGACUAUUUUUUGAAAUAAAAAAAUCAUGCCUUAAUUGUUUUAAAAUUUUAAUAUACAGUAAACAUUUUUAGGCAAAAAAUCAAAUAUUUUUCGAGUUACACAUGAUCUUCGACAUCAUAGAAACUAACACCCAUGAGGGCCCGCAGAACUUUAUUUUGAAAAGCUUGCCUGCUUCAAUUGUAAUCUCCAAAUAUUUUGUUGCGCAUGUGUUUGUCGGUAACAACCGGCCUUAUAAAGCCAGUUGCGGGCAAUUUUUGUGCUUUAGGGUUACCAACUACUUGUACGCACUUUUCGGUGUUAAUGCCAAUAUUCCAUUUGGUGAGCCACGUUCCUAGAGCAUUCAAUUGCAUCUGCAGUUUUCUGGAAGCAGUAGUAAGGUUACCACUUGAUGCUAGCAGUGCAGUAUCAUCAGCAUAGGUUGCCGUCAUUGCGGAGCAGGGUUGAUCACUAGAAGGUCGCCCACAGGGGCGAGUACAGAAUAUUUAAAAAAUUUUAUAGCGAUCAGAACAUUUGUCUCCAAACAAUCACUCAAGUAAAUUUGAGAAAUUUAGUUUUGAGAAAAACGCAUUUUUGUGAAAUUUUGUUUUGAGAAAACGCGUUUUUGCGAAUUUAUUUCUUAAAUAUGGAUUGAGUAAUUUUAUUCGAACCUUUUUUAUAUUAUUGACCAUACUUUUGACAAUCUAAGGUUUUUCUUAUCACGAAAACCUUACCCUCCUUUUAAAGAUAAACUGAUGGAGCUGUAACUCCAAAACUAUUUGAAAUAUCGAUUUAAAAUUUGAGUAUGUUAUUUGUAAAGGUACCUAUAGCCUUUUUUUUAAUUUCACACUAGCGCUUUAAAACACUUAUCACAUCUAACAUAUAGUGGUUGUAAGCGACUAACAGCGUUUGCAAAUCGUAAAAACUCUGAUUUUGAAUAAUUUUUUACACAGUAAAAAUUGUCUUUGUGCAUUUUAUGUGUUCCAGACUUUUUUGACUUCUAUAUCAAAGCAUAAUAAGAGAAUUAAACGUUUUAAUUUAUCAAUUAAUUAAAAAGCAUGUGAAUUUUAGCAAUUAAAAACAAAUAAUAAUCAAAGAAAUAUAUAUUUUAUAUUAUAUAUGUAUUAUUGUUUGUUAAAAUUAGAAAAGCAAACUCGAUGCCUGAUUCCCUUUUCGCCAUCAUUUUAUAUACCAUUUAUUUUUCUUGUUUUCAUUGAACCAGCAACAUCACUCGUACACUCUCAUACCAGCAGUACAGAAAACAAACCCAAAAAUUAGACAAAAAAGUACAAGUACCAAGAAUAUUUAUUCAAUAUUUAGCAAUAAUUUUUAAAAAUUUAGUAUGCAAAUACUUACUAAAUACUCGGCAAUUAAUCAUAUCGUUGUUUUUUUCUUUUUUUAUUUCUAAAUAUGCGGUGCAAUUUAAUUGUUGAUUGUCCAAUAAAAUAAAUAAACACACAUAUAUAUAUAAUAUACAUACAUACGACUAAUAACGUUAAAUUAAAAACAACAACAACAAAAAACAAAUACGAAUCACACGUGACUUAACGCCACAAAUCGCGCGUAAGCAAAUGCAGAUGGAAAUAAUGGAACAUGUGCAAAGCCCCGUUUCGACCCGCAUUAGGCUAUUAGGGUUCUAUGGAAAGAAUUUAUAGAGUAACUGAAAACAUUUUUAUGUCUAUAACUAUAUGUAGCCUUUCCAAGUAAUAUGUUUGUUUCGAUUCUUAAUUGCUUAAUAUGAAAACAAAUACAUAAAUCUAAAUAAAAUCGCUAAUUGUGAAAUACAGAUAUUUUUUUGUGCUUAAAAAUUUUACAUAAAAACAAGAAGAGAAAUGUAUUUCAUUUGCUUUAAGCUACAAAUACGAUUGAUUAAUGUCUACAUAGUGCAUAUAUUAAUCAUAUACAUACAAACGAAUACUUAAAAAGAUAAACAAAUUUUGUACAAAUUAAUGAAACUAUGAAGAAAUAAUAAAAACUAGACAAAUUAAAAAAAAAAAAAA